Trichomycterus rosablanca is the source of this 4941-nucleotide messenger RNA. It is a transcript of the gene cnot6a, whose product is annotated as CCR4-NOT transcription complex, subunit 6a. Gene Ontology annotation, molecular function: protein binding; poly(A)-specific ribonuclease activity. Gene Ontology annotation, cellular component: CCR4-NOT complex; nucleus; cytoplasm. Gene Ontology annotation, biological process: nuclear-transcribed mRNA poly(A) tail shortening. Lineage: Eukaryota; Metazoa; Chordata; Actinopteri; Siluriformes; Trichomycteridae. The record is from RefSeq and is a predicted model, not a curated record. The coding region runs from base 83 to 1753 and encodes 556 amino acids. The transcript has 12 exons.
AGCGGAUAGAAAGUGGAGCAGAAACAAAGGAGACGCGCACUCGGGCUUUUUCAACUGGUAAUGCUCUUACAGUAUUACAGGGAUGCCCAAGGAAAAAUAUGAUCCGCCAGAUCCAAGGCGAAUGUACACAAUAAUGUCAAGCGAAGAAGCAGCUAGCGGAAAGAAGUCAUACUGGGCAGAGCUGGAGAUCAGUGGUAAAGUCAAAAGUCUGAGCACAGCGUUAUGGUCCCUCACCCACCUGACUGCUUUGCACAUCAGUGACAACUCUCUCUCACGCAUCCCUCCUGACAUCUCCAAGUUACACAACCUGGUGUACCUGGACCUCUCGUCUAACAAGAUCAGGAGCCUGCCUGCCGAGCUAGGCAACAUGGUAUCUCUCAGGGAGCUGCUUUUAAAUAACAACCAGUUGCGAGUUCUGCCUUUUGAGCUUGGAAAGCUGUUUCAGUUACAAACACUGGGGUUAAAAGGAAACCCACUUGCACAAGACAUCAUGAACCUCUACCAGGAACCAGAUGGAACACGCCGGCUCCUGAACUACCUGCUGGACAAUCUUGCAGGCACAAAGCGUGUCUCCACAGAACAGCCUCCUCCUCGCUCCUGGGUACCUUUGAAGGAACCUGACAGGACGCGACCAGCAGCCCUGUUCUCAGUAAUGUGUUAUAACGUUCUGUGUGACAAGUACGCCACACGCCAGCUCUACGGUUACUGCCCUUCAUGGGCUCUCAACUGGGAAUACAGGAAGAAGUCCAUCAUGCAGGAGAUCCUGAGUUGUGGUGCAGAUAUCAUCAGUCUACAGGAAGUGGAGACAGAGCAGUACUACAACUUUUUCCUGGUAGAGUUGAAAGAGCAAGGUUACGAGGGCUUUUUCAGUCCCAAGUCUCGAGCCAGGACCAUGUCCGAGUGUGACCGCAAACAUGUGGACGGCUGUGCCAUCUUCUAUAAGACGGAAAAGUUCAGCCUGGUGCAGAAACACACGGUGGAGUUUAAUCAGCUGGCCAUGGCUAACUCUGAGGGCUCAGAGGUCAUGUUGAACAGGGUCAUGACCAAGGACAACAUUGGAGUCGCUGUGCUGCUGGAGCUGCGCAAAGAGAUGAUUGAGCAAUCAGGGAAGCACUUGUCUGGCAUGGAGAAGCAGCUACUGCUGGUAGCCAACGCCCAUAUGCACUGGGACCCAGAGUACUCUGACGUGAAGCUGGUACAGACCAUGAUGUUCCUGUCAGAAGUGAAAAACAUUGUGGACAAGGCCACUCGCAGCCUCAAGCUCUCCUCUGUAUCCGGGGAGACCAAUGCCAUCCCACUCGUCCUGUGUGCUGACCUUAACUCAUUGCCAGACUCGGGAGUGGUGGAGUACCUGAGUACAGGUGGAGUGGACAGCACACAUAAGGACUUUAAGGAGCUGCGUUAUAUCGACUGUCUGACCAACUUCAACUGUAACGGAAAGAACGGCACAUCCAGCAGCAGGAUCACGCAUGGCUUUAAACUGAAGAGUGCCUACGAGAACGGCCUGAUGCCUUACACCAACUACACCUUUGAUUUUAAGGGCAUCAUCGAUUACAUCUUUUACUCUCAGCCUCUGCUGAACGUGCUUGGAGUGCUGGGCCCUCUGGACCCCCACUGGCUCAAUGAGAACAAUAUCACUGGCUGUCCGCACCCCCACAUCCCCUCCGAUCACUUCUCUCUGUUUGCACAACUCGAGCUGCUCCUGCCCUACUCGCCCUUGGUCAACGGGCUGCACGUGCCUGGCUGCAGGUAGUUCUCCGAUCCAGCAGAGGGAGCUCUCGUCCCUCUGAGCAGGAGGUCAAGGAGGAAAGCCCAUUGUGUAUAAAUGUCAAGGAGGAGACGGGGUAUUGCUAAACUUUUAUUCCCGAUGGAUUUUAACUGACGCAGACGUUUGGCAGUCUUACCUGUAUCGCCCCUUUGUUUGGUUUGUUUCUUUUUUUGGGCACAAGUUAUAAUGUUCUCUACUAUUUUCACACUGUAUCCCAAACCAGAUGGUGUACUUUGUAUAUUUUACCUAGACAAUGGUUGAUGCUUUUAUAUCAAAUACGGCAAUACCUUCUCACACAAGCAGGGAGUCCUGACCAAGCAAGCUCAUCAGAUCUCUAUUUUGGUCCGUGCCAUUUUUGUGAGGCCAGUAAAGAGCGAGCAGCUAAAUUCGAUAGGAAUUGGUAAUCGCACCAGCGUUCCAGCGAGUCUGUUGUCAUUCUGUAAUGCCCUCCACACAGAGGGCAGCUUAGAUGUGCGCAGCAGCUCGUUCGGACUCGAUUUUUUGCACUCCAUAUGGUGCUGAGGCUUCUCCUGGUGCAGCGGAUUAGUGCUGUCGCUAAUUCACCAGCCUCGGACACUCCAUCUCGAGAUUAGAGUGCAGUGCCCAGUGUUUUUAGCUCACGGUCUGAGGGUGUACAGUAUCAACACAGGUGCAGUCAAUAGAAACGAUCAAUUGGAAAGCUGGGAUUAGGCAUGCAGUAACGGGAGUGCCGCUGAAUUAAACGCUUAGUAUGCUGCGAUUAGUGAACCACGCACAAGCUCAGUCACUUGGCUCUAGCCACCCUCACCAAAAGGCUCCAUAAUACAGUUUGCCCGUUUUCUUUCUUUUAUGUUUGGACUCCAUGUGAUUGAUUGUAUACAAAUUCUACACAUGCUGACUUUGUGUACAUACCAAUUCUCAUUUGAACGAAUGAUUGUAUUGUGAAUGAAUGGGGAAUUUCUAUCAGUUUUCAGUGUCCCCUAACAUGCAAUGAUCAGCAUGUAUUUAAACCAAUUUUUAUGAUUUGCUGUAGAAAUUUGCACUCGUCCAGGUCUUUUUGACCCCCCCUUAAAAAAAGAAACCCAAAUUAAUUAACUAUAAUUUGUGUUUUUAAUGCACAGAGCCCGGUGUCUUUGCUCAUUUUUUCCCAUAAAAGCGUACAACAUUGUGCCUCAUCACUUCUUUCCUUCAAGUGCACUGCCACUUCUCCCCCUGGAUACCUGAACAUGUUGUUUUAUUGUAAUAGCUAACCUUCUGUCCCCCUUUAGCUACUUUAAUAAUUGGCUUCACUGUCAUUCUUUUUUUCUUUCUUCCUUGCUUGGUUCAAUUUCCGCAAUCCCCAAGUUCCACGAUUUUACUGCCACUUUGUCCCUCUUGACUCAGGCGAUUUCUUACAUUCGGUUGUAGCUUGGUUUGCGUUGCUUAUACUACUGCUAGUUCGCAGCCGUCUCCUUGUUUGUGUUGUGCCAUCUAAAUCUGCAUUUUGCUGCAAGGCCAAGUGUAAAUCUCCAAGUCCGUCUACUGUAAAAGCCGACGUUUGUUUUUGCUGCGUGAGUACCGUGGGUCUAAGCUUGUUUGGUUCUCUUUAAACCAGGAUCUUUCACUGAUGUGCUUCAAAGCCAAUCAUUAUUUUUUUUUUUUUGGUAAAUGUUUUCGUUCUAAGUUUGUCAAGUUUUUAAAUGGAAUGGAUUGACAAGCACUUAUUGUAUAUCACUAGUGCAGCUACCCAUGUCCCCCUUUUUAUGAAAAGCUUCGUUUGCCAUGAGGCAGAGAUCAGUUUUAAUGAUUCGCUGAGCAGUGGAUAAGGCAUUAUAAAAUGGUCCACGCCGUCCCACUCUCUGGUUCUCCCUUUUAUUUCCCUGUUUCUCUUGGUCUCUUUCAUACCUCUCUGGGUUGUUUUUAAUCUAAAGCAACAUGUCUGGUUGUUCUAUUCAAUUGCUGAUGGUGUUGUAGCUGAAAAGAGAAUUUUCCUUUUUUUUCUUAUUUGUAAAGUGUGAAUAAAUUAUGUAUCACGUUUCCUUUCUUUUACAUGAAUUGUGCUGUGUGUAUCAUGAUUAUCUAAUGGUUGUUUUGUCUGUUUUCAUUUUGUUUGCUUUUUUGUAAUACUCAGAACCAAAACUUUUGUAAACAUGUUGGCACACUGAAUUCUAGAUUUAUACGGUUGCUAACGUUCACGUCGAGAUACUUUUUAGUGGAAAAAAAUUCAAUGAAAUCUAGAGAAAUCACAGAAAUAAAGAGCUGUCGUUUGUCACCAAUCGUGAUUUCUUUCAGCUUCAUGUGGCAUUUUUACCAGGCCGACGAGCAUGUGUUUGAUAAGCUUUAGAUAGUAUGAAGCGUAGCGGGCAGCACAGCCCUUUGUUUCCUGCUCUGUGUUGUGUAUCUCUCGUCGAAGCUGGUUCCCCAGAAUCUCACCAGGGCAAAAGUGAAAAGCUUUGAGUGGAAAUGUAGGGUGUAUUGUGAGCGUUUUUAGCCUUUGAAAUCAACACGCUAGCUCUUUACGCUCGGCUCUCUUUUGCAAAGCCAGUCGUUUCUGGUUCAACACGGGUUCAGUUCUAAUCGUUCCUAUUAUUUUAAUCAAAAUAAUAAUCCGUUCAGAGGGUGUCAGGAGCUGGUAGCAAAUUAAUUAGCACUCGAAACUUGGCAAUAACAGCUUUUCUUCUUUUACAGCAGUUCCAGGCUUUUUUUUUUUUUUUACUUACUCAAAUGAUUGAAGCGGAAAUGUCUGGCUUUACCAGAGAGUUUCUCUUUCAUUUUGCUGUUUCAUGUCUCUUUUCCUUUCUCACUGUCAGUAGGAGUAGUCACACAGAGGUCAGGAUUGUGGUUGAAUCAGAUGGACGUCUAUAAGUAUUUAGGUAAUGUCACUAUAUGAUGCACUGGACCAACUCUUGUUUACCAUUUAUGGAAUACCAGCAAAACACUUGCACAAUGUUUUAAAAAGAAUGUUGAAUAUAUAAAUAUAUAUUAAAAAUAUACAUACAAAAAUUAUGGCAGCUGUUUUUAUUCUAAUCUUAAAAAAGUGUUUUAACAAAAAGCCUAAUGGUAAACAAGGCGUUUUGGGUUUUACUUUUCUUCUCCAGUUCUCUUGGUUCUUCUCUUCUGAGUAGUGAUGUGUUUUUAACAGGGUCAGCUUGUUUCCUCUACACCUCUGUAUUUUUUCCUACCCAUGGUCAAAAUAAAUUCUACAUUUGUUUCAA